This is a messenger RNA of Lathyrus oleraceus (garden pea), 707 nucleotides long. RefSeq lists its product as uncharacterized. NCBI's taxonomy places the organism in Eukaryota, Viridiplantae, Streptophyta, Magnoliopsida, Fabales, Fabaceae. Bases 1 to 594 code for a protein of 197 amino acids. Gene Ontology annotation, molecular function: RNA binding. The record is from RefSeq and is a predicted model, not a curated record. The transcript is spliced from 5 exons.
AUGUUUCAUAUUGUUUUUCCUGCUCUGCCAUACACGACCACGGAGGAGGAACUGGAAGAGCAUUUCAGUCAGUUUGGCGGUGUCUCACAGGUUCAUUUAGUUGUUGAUAAGGAAACGAAACGAUCCAAGGGAAUAGCUUAUAUUCAUUUCACAGUUCCAGAUUUUGCAGCCAGGGCGUUGCAAGAGUCAGACAAUUCAAUCUUCCAGGGAAGAUUAUUACAUGUUAUGCCAGCUAUACCAAGACGUUCAAACAAUGAAGAGAACAAUGUUUCCAAGGAUCAAGGAACAAAAACUCUCAAACAACGAAGAGAAGAAGAGAGGAAAGCAGCUGAAGCUAGUGGAGAUACCAGAGCAUGGAAUAGUCUGUUCAUGCGCCCUGAUACAAUUGUAGAAAAUGUUGCUCGGAAAUAUGGUGUUAGUAAAAGUGAUUUACUGGAUCGAGAAGCUGAUGAUCUUGCUGUACGUAUUGCUCUGGGAGAAACACAAGUGAUUUCAGAAACAAAAAAUGCAUUUAAAAAAGCUGGAGUGAACGUGGAAGCUUUGGAGGAGCUUGCGAAGGGUAAAGUUGAUGCAUUAAAAGAAGUAACCAUGUAAUUUUAGCCAAGAAUUUGCCCUAUGGUGCUACCGAAAAUGAACUUGCAAACAUGUUUGGGAAAUUUGGUAGUUUGGAUAAAAUAAUUCUCCCCUCCACCAAAACAUUGGCCCUG